Molecule: messenger RNA, 834 nt
Organism: Eremothecium gossypii ATCC 10895
Lineage: Eukaryota; Fungi; Ascomycota; Saccharomycetes; Saccharomycetales; Saccharomycetaceae
Gene: TDA10
Product: putative ATP-dependent kinase
Exons: 1
Coding region: 1-834 (277 amino acids)
Cellular component (GO): cytoplasm
Source: RefSeq, marked provisional
AUGAGCGAGGCCUUCCAUUUCCUGGCGGAAUUCAUCGACAGCGUGCUGCCCGACGCGCUGGCCCGUAGGCAGGGCCGCGAGCCGGCAUUCGUGCUAAUCUCGGGUCCGCAGGGCUCCGGCAAGACGUUCAACGCAGCGCAGCUGCUGGCGCACGUGGCGCAGCAGCACCGUGCCGUCGGGCUCUCGAUCGACGACUUCUACCUCCCCGCGGGCGCGCAGGCGGCGGUGGCUGCGGGGGGCAACCCGCUGCUGGCAGGGCGGGGGCUGCCGGGUACGCACGACGUGCCUCUGCUGCGGGACACGCUGGCGCGGCUGCGCAAGGGCGAGGGCGAGGUGGAGCUGCCGCAAUACGACAAGGCGGCGCACGGCGGGCGCGGCGACCGGUGCGCCGCGCGCGUGCGCGUCCAGCUGCCGGUGGACGUGGUGAUCCUUGAGGGCUGGUUCCUGGGCUUCGAGCCCGCGGCCGAGGCCGAGCUCGCGCGCGCGGCCGGGACCUACGGCGCGGCCGCGCUGCGCGAGGUCAACGCGGCGCUCGAGGACUACUCUGCGUGUCUGUGGCGCGCGGCUGGCGUGCCCUCGGUCGGCAUCGUGUUCGACGCGCAGGUUCGCGAGUGCGUGGCCCGCUGGCGCAUCCAGCAGGAGCACGAGCUGCGCGAGCGCUGCGGCGCCGGCAUGACCGACGCGCAGGUGCACGCAUUUCUGGAGCGCUACCUGGUGUGCUACGACGUCUACUAUGCGCGUCUGGUGCGCGAGGGGCUCGGGAACCUGCACCGGCUGACUGUGGGGCUGGACGGAGACCGAAAAGUUACGUAUGUUAGCCAGAAGAAUAUGUAA